AUGUCCACAAAAAUCAUUACGACACUAGGACCAGCAAGUGGAAACGCGGAAGUUUUACAAUAUUUCAAAGAGCAUUCAGUAGAAAUUGCUCGUUUGAAUGGUUCGCAUGGGAUCAUCGAAGAACACAUUCGAGUUGCUAAUUUAGCAACGAGUGCCGGCUUAGAUUUGAUGCUUGAUUUGCCCGGACCGAAGAUUCGUCUAGGAGAAAUUCAUGACAAGUUACUUGCGGUGAAAACCGGAGAGAAAGUUUUUAUUGAGAAAGAAACGGAGAACAGUAGUGUAGAAAACGAUAUGAAAACUCUUCCGUGUCAGUUUCCAAUUGAAAAAUCCACAAAAGUCAGCGAUAUUGUCUAUGUUGAUGAUGGGAAAUUACAGUUUCGAGUCCUUAAAGUAGAACAUAAUCGUAUACAAGCCGAAGCACUCAACAGUGGACCCGUGAAAAGUCAUAAAGGUGUCAACUUACCUUACGGUAAAAUCGAUAUCGACUUUCUCACUGAGAACGAUCAUCGUCUUAUUGAUAAACUACUACCAAUUAUCAAGCCGAAAUAUGUCGCGACAUCAUUUGUAAAAACUGUCAACGAUAUUUAUCGUUUAAAACAAGCCAUACAUGAAUCUCUUGGACAGGAGAAAAACUAUUAUCCCAAAGUAAUUGCGAAAAUUGAAAUGCUCGAAGCGAUUGAACCAACAAAUUUAACGAAUCUCAUUCACGAAUGUGACAUGAUCAUGAUUGCACGCGGUGAUCUCGCUUUGGAAACAACUCCUGUGCACAUUCGCGUGCCAUUCAUACAAGCAGAUAUUGUUCGAUGUUGUCAACAGCAGCAGAAACCCUUUAUCGUCGCUACGCAAAUACUCGAAUCGAUGAUUACAUGUCCAGUGCCGACUCGUGCUGAAGUUUCGGAUCUCUAUCGAGCAGUUGUAUUAGAUCAAGCGAAUUACGUGAUGUUGUCGGGUGAAGUGGCCGUUGGACAAUACCCUAAAGAAUGUGUAACAAUCAUGCACGAUCUCAUUCAUUACACCGAGAUAACUCGAAAACCGGCCAAAAGUCGAACGAAAAGAAAACUUUCCUAG
Molecule: messenger RNA, 1068 nt
Organism: Adineta ricciae
Lineage: Eukaryota; Metazoa; Rotifera; Eurotatoria; Adinetida; Adinetidae
Source: the annotation of a GenBank genome assembly